Pristis pectinata (smalltooth sawfish) is the source of this 1452-nucleotide messenger RNA. It is a transcript of the gene syf2, whose product is annotated as SYF2 pre-mRNA-splicing factor. Lineage: Eukaryota; Metazoa; Chordata; Chondrichthyes; Rhinopristiformes; Pristidae. The transcript has 7 exons. Gene Ontology annotation, cellular component: post-mRNA release spliceosomal complex; Prp19 complex; catalytic step 2 spliceosome. The record is from RefSeq and is a predicted model, not a curated record. Bases 21 to 827 code for a protein of 268 amino acids.
GCCAUGGCAACGGCGCAGUGAUGUCAAUCUACUGCGCCAAAGACGGCAGCAGCUGGUCGGUGACGCCCGACUAUUGCGUUACUCGGAAGCUCGCUGAGGUGGGGGUGAAGAUGGCGGCGGCUUGUGGGGCGCAAGAUGACCCUUGCAGCAGUGCAGAGGGUGAGACCUCAGCUGCACAGAAACGGGAAGAAAGACUGAAGAGAUUCCGUGAUCUCCAUCUUAAGAGGAAUGAAUCUCGGAAACUGAAUCACCAGGCGGUGGCAGAAGAGGACAGGCUGUUGAAACUACCAGCCAACUGGGAGGCCAAAAAAGCACGACUGGAAUGGGAGCUAAAGGUGGAAGAGAAAAAAAAGGAGUGUCUGGAAAAGGGAGAAGAUUAUGAACGAGUUAAGCUAUUAGAAGUUAGUGCUGAUGACGCAGAGAGGUGGGAGCGAAAGAAGAAAAAGAAAAAUGCCGAUCCUGGAUUUUCAGAUUUUGCAGCUGCUCAGUUCCGGCAGUAUCAAAGAUUGGUGAAGCAGAUUAAACCAGAUAUGGAGCAAUAUGAGAAGCAGAGGGAUGAUACUGGAGAGGAGUUCUAUGCAACUGCAAAUAGUCUAUUGCAUGGCACACAUGUUCCUACCAAGGAAGGAGUGGACAGACUAGUGGCAGAUGUCGAUAAACAAAUUGAGAAGCGUGCCAAGUAUAGCAGACGACGCCGUUACAAUGACGAUGCUGAUAUCGACUACAUUAAUGAGAGGAAUGCCAACUUCAACAAGAAGGCAGAACGCUUCUAUGGAAAAUAUACGGCAGAGAUCAAGCAGAAUUUGGAGAGAGGAACAGCUGUUUAACUUGUUUUCCUGACACCUUCAAAUGGACCAUUUUUAUACCUUUGUACUGUGUAAAUCUGGUUUUCAGCUAGUGCUGCAGAAUCAUUUAUGCAAUAAUGGAUCCAUCUCUGACAUAAAUCCUGUGUCACGUCAGUUGGAUGUAAUAUGCUUUUCAAUUGCUAAUAAGGUUUAUAAAUUAGGUGAAUUAAGAUGGCUCCAUGCAGAGUUUUUUUUUGAGAAACAAAUACUAGCCAUUAGUAAUAUCAUGUCAGUUCCUUAGAUGCUAACAUGCAGUCAAGUGUUUAUUUCUCAAAGAUUUAAGAUUCGCUGAGCAGAGUUGACAUUUUUAUCACUAUGAAACUUUUUUUAAUUCAAACAUUCACAAACAUAUACAAAUACAAGAUCUUCUUUGCUUAUUUAUUUUUCAGGUUAGUAAUCUGAUGUAUGGUUUCUGUGAAGAUUUUGAUCAGUUAGUAAAUGAUUAUUAGGACACCACACCCUGCUAAAGCAGAUAAUUUUCUAACAUUCCCUGUAAAUACCUUGUGCAGGUUGUAUAGAUAAAAUAAGCUUCAUAUUAAAAUGUUCCCUGUUUAUAAGCUACUUACACAUCUUGCCAUUAAAAAGUGGUCAAAAUAAACUUCUUAAU